AACCUUAGCUUUCAUCAUCUGCUCAACUCUUCUCUUCUCCUUAAUUCUGUGUAAACAAUUUUCAGCUCUGAUACAAACUCUUCAAGCUCAACAACCUUAGCUUCUUUGCACUCUUAACAAGCCAAAAUUUUUUGAGCUGCAUAUUCUGCUGCUUUAAACUUUGCUGUGGACAGAAUUUUCAUUGCCCUUUGGAAUUUUGGUCUUGAAUUUUCCAGGCAGUAUCGGUGACCAAGGUAACUGUGGAGAUAAGAUGAGCAUUGUGUAUAGCCAUGCUGUGAAGUAUUCCCAAGAAGUGACAAGGAUGAACACAGACAUGGAUUCAAAUAUCGGUCAACAUUGUCACCAGCAAAAUUCUGGGCUAAUGAGGUACCGUUCUGCCCCAAGCUCAUUGCUCACAAAUCUUGUGAACAAUAACAACCACAACGUCAACAACAAUAUCAACAACAACAACAUUGGAUGUGUCAAUGAUGAAACUUUCAGAAGUGACCGUAAUAACCAUCAGCAGCAGCAGCAGAGCUAUCAUCCCUCCACAAGUUCUGAAAUGGAGACCAUGUUGGCCAAGUUGAUUUCUUCCGAUGAUUCUGAGCCUUUGCAAGAGUUUGGAGGGAAGCCAGUGAAGGAAGAAGCAGGGGACAGUGGUUACUCUUUCGGAUCUUCACCUCAGAUAAUGUACCAAACUCAGCAAGUUCAAGGCUUUUCUAUGCCAAAUGGUUCUUUAAGGCCUGCAGGGAAUGGUUUUGAUGGCUCAUUCAGUGCAGUGAAUUCCAUGGCUUCUCAGAAUUCCACACAAACCAAAAUGGUUGCUUCCACCAAUUGCUCCAAUCUCAUUAGGCAAAAGAGUUCCCCUGCAGGGUUUUUCUCCAACUACUCAGUUGAUAACACAAUGAGAGAGGUGGGAAGUUUUAGAGGCUGUGAUGUAUCAAAUGGGCAAGCUAUUGCAUCCGGUAGUGGGUUGCAUGGUACUUUGAACUUCUCAUCAAGGAUAUCAUCAUCUUCUUGCUCCACCAGAAUGCCACAGAUUGCUGAAAAUGGAAAUGAAGUUGUGGAACCAAAUUGUGUUGAAAGCAGAAACCUGAGGAAUGACAGUGGCAACACUAAGUGUUACAUGCCUAGUUUCACCUCUGACUUCUGGGAUGGUUCUGCAAUCAGUGCCUCCAGAACAGCUACUAACAACUGUGAAAUAUCAUUUUCCACUUCAAAUGCAAUGGAUAUUCAGAAUGCAGAUUUUGGAUAUCAGAAACUUGGUCUGACCCAUCAUUUGAGUCUUCCUAGCUCUUCUACCAGAAUGACUACCAUGGAGAAGUUAUACCAAACUCAAGGAACUGUUCCAUGCAAAAUUCGUGCCAAGAGAGGUUUUGCCACUCACCCAAGAAGCAUUGCUGAAAGGGAAAGAAGAACAAGAAUCAGUGCAAGAAUCAAGAAAUUGCAAGACCUUUUCCCAAAAUCAGACAAGCAAACAAGCACAGCGGAUAUGUUGGAUUUGGCUGUUGAGUACAUCAAAGACCUGCAGAAACAAGUUAAGAUGCUGGCUGACACUAGGGCAAAGUGCACUUGUACAAGUAACCAGAAGCAAUAAUAUUGUAGAACUUGUGCCUGAUUUAUGUCAUUGUAGAUAAAAGAAAGAAGAAGCUUCUUUUUUGUACUGAUAUAAAAAAUUUAGGGUCAUUGUGAUUAUGUAGAAUAGUGCUGAUAUCUGGUAGUAUCAAAGAAGUUAUUAUAGGCUCAGCUCUAUGUGAAUCUCUUCAGUUUUGUUUUCCAUUUUCCUUCAUUAUUUCCUUCUUUCUUUCCACUGCUUGAUUUAAGGAUCAUGAUGUAAUAGCUAGUUUAGAAAGAAUCACUGUAACUGCUCUUUCUACUUAUCAGAGGUUUCAUGGUUCCACAAAACAAA
Molecule: messenger RNA, 1888 nt
Organism: Vigna angularis (adzuki bean)
Lineage: Eukaryota; Viridiplantae; Streptophyta; Magnoliopsida; Fabales; Fabaceae
Product: transcription factor bHLH130
Exons: 8
Coding region: 251-1576 (441 amino acids)
Biological process (GO): regulation of transcription by RNA polymerase II
Cellular component (GO): nucleus
Molecular function (GO): protein dimerization activity; RNA polymerase II cis-regulatory region sequence-specific DNA binding; DNA-binding transcription factor activity, RNA polymerase II-specific
Source: RefSeq, a predicted model, not a curated record